Blastomyces gilchristii SLH14081 is the source of this 1070-nucleotide messenger RNA. Its product is annotated as 2OG-Fe(II) oxygenase. The coding region runs from base 1 to 711 and encodes 236 amino acids. The transcript is spliced from 2 exons. The record is from RefSeq and is a predicted model, not a curated record. Lineage: Eukaryota; Fungi; Ascomycota; Eurotiomycetes; Onygenales; Ajellomycetaceae.
AUGGCGGUGGAGAUUACUACGGAGGAUCAGCCGGAAGAAACGGUGGGAAACGGCCUCAUCGGCUUCCGCGAGACACUGACGGAGUGUUUCCGGGCUGUGGGAGAGCAAGGGAGGAAAUUAAGCGAGCUAAUUGCUGAAGGGUUAGGAUUGGAGCCCUCUUAUUUCGACGGGUAUUUUCGCCAACAGGAGUCCCUCUGCCGUUUGAUCCAUUAUAAAACACCGGAACGGGACGGUGGAGAUGAGGAAAACGGAAAGGAUAAGCAUGAUGAUAUCGGUGCCAGCCUCCACAGCGACUGGGGCCUCCUCACUGUCCUCCUACAAGACAACGUUGGCGGACUUCAAGUACUCGAUUUAAAAAAAACACAGACGUACAUCCCUGUCCCGCCGACGCCAGGCGCCUUCGUUAUCAACUGCGGCGAUCUCCUUUUCCGCUUCACCAAUGGUGUGUACACAUCCGCCAAGGAUAUGGUGGUUGCGCCACCACCGGGAGUGGAUAGAUAUAGCAUCGCAUUUUUCAACAAUGGGAAUCCAGUGUAUGCCGUGGAUGUCUUGCCUCUAGGACCGGAAUGGAAAGAAUGGGUCCAGGGCCAACAAGGUGCUGCGCCCCCGGCUAAAAGGUUCUAUGAGCCUAUUACUGCCGGGGCGUACUUUGAAAUGAAUUGGGAAGCCAGUGUCGCCGGGCAGAAGCAAUCUCCCGAACGGGACGCAUAAUGAAAAUAGAGGUAAUGGUGGUCGUGGCGGAAGAACCUCAAUAAACCUUCAUUGAUUAUAUGGCAUGAAAAGGACCAUUAUUUCUGUCGAAUGCAUUUGUAACACGUAAACAUAGGGUAUUUGAUUUCGCAAAGCUAUAAGUUCUUCAGUCUCGCAUUGCGUCGUUCCUCCUCUCUCUUCGCAUCCACGCGAUUUAAGAAGUCCAUCCGGCCCAAGUAGCCCUCUUUGGCUUUACUGUGCACGUCAAGAUCAUCCUUGAUGCCUGCCCGAUCGACAUAUUCAGCCCAGUCAAGUUUAGACUUCAUGACCGUAUUUAGUUUAGGCCCCUUGGGCUGUUCAGCUGCUCCUGCACCACCGGG